UUUGAAAAUCCCAGAAAGUACCGCACGAAAAAAGUUAGCUGAUAACAUAUUGAUAACAAGAAAUUUUUUACCACUUCAUACUACAAAAUGUCUAAUAACUUUCCAAUUUUAUUUAGAAAUAACGGAGAAUAUGAAGAAGAUAAAAUCGUUUGGAAAAAAUCAAAAAAGGAAUCAAACGACACAUUUUUUAUGCAAAUAAUUUCACCAGUUCAAUGUGAACUGACCUGUGACGACGAAGAACGAUGGUACAUUACGAAUACCGACGAUGCUCAUUUUUCGGAUGUACAUCUUAAUGGUAUUAAAAUCGAUCAUGAAGUGCCACAACGGAUUAAAGAUGGUGAUUUUAUUGAAUUCAAAUACGAAAACCAAACCUUUGUGAAUCAAUAUGAGUUUAAGUUCCAAAAUAGUAUACAAUCCUCAUAUUUAGGUGAAGAAAGUGAAGAAUUAACGUCAAAAGUUCAUCAGACUGAUUCAGAAUCAGGUUUAGAAGAAGAGGAAGUUUUUUUACGAAAGUUAGACGACAAUGAGAAACUUAUGUUAAAAUCCGAAGAAAUGAUCAAAAACUUUGAAGAAAAAAUUAUGCAAGAAUUAGAUGGAAUGAAAGAUGAAAAUGAAGUUAUGCAAAAAUUAAAUAAAAGGGAACACGAAAAUAAAGAAAUUACCAAAGAAUUAGAAGGAAAUAUAGAAAUUGGGAAAGAAUUGAACGAAGAGUUAUGUGAAAAAGAAGAAAUUUUACGAAAAUUAAAUGAAAAGAAGAUACCUGAAAAGAGUGAAUUUAUGCAAAAAUUAGAGGAAGGUGAUAAUAUUAAGCAAGAAUUAAAUGAAAUGGGACGUCAAAAUGAAGAAAUUUUUGAAAAAUUUGAAAGGAAUAAUUUAGAUGAAAAUUUAGAAGGAAUACUACAAAUAUUUAACGAUUUUAACAAAGAAUUAAACAAAGAAAUGUUUCUAAAUGAAGAAAUUAUUCAAAAAAUAAACAAAAAAGAACAUGAAGUUGAAGAAAAUGGGCAAAACCCGAAUCAAAAUACCGAACAAGAAUAUGAAGAAAAUACACAAGUAAAGGAAAAUGAAUGUAAAAAUGAAAAAAUUAGGCAGCAAUUAAAUGAACAGGAACCUGAUAAUGAAAAAUUUCUGGAAAAAAUGUUUUCAAUCAUCGUGACUUCAGAACGUGAAAAUGAAGAAAUUAAGCAAAAACUGAAUGAAAAAGAAUGUGAAAAUGAAGAAAUUAAGCAAAAACUAAAUGAAAAAGAACGUGAAAAUGUAGAGAUUAAGCAAAUACUGAAUGAAAAAGAGCGUGAAAAUGAAGAAAUUAAUCAAAAACUAAAUGAAAAAGAACGUGAAAAUGUAGAAAUUAAGCAAAACCUGAAUGAAAAAGAUCGUGAAAAUAAAGAAUACAGGCAAAAUCUUAUUGAAAAGGAACGAGAAAAUGAAGAAUACAAGCAAAAUCUUAUUGAAAAAGAAUGUGAAAAUGAAGAAUACAAGCAAGCACUUAACGAAAAGGAGUGUGAAAAUCUAAAAAUUAGGCAGGAAUUAAAUGAAAAGGAAUGUGAAAAUGAGAAGAUUAGGCAGGAAUUAAAUGAAAAAGAAAUUGAAAUUGAAAAUUUUAUUGAAAAAUUGUUCGAAAAGGUAUACGAAAAUGAGAAAAUUAUGCAAGAACUGAGUGAAAAAGAACUUAAAAAUGAAGAAAUUGAGCACCAAAUGCACGAAAAGGAACGCGAAAAUGAAGAAAUAAUAAAAAAAUUACAUGAAAAAGAGAGUGAAAAUGAAGAAAUUAUGAAAACUUUAUACGAAAAAGAGCGCGAAAACGAAGAAAAUAAACAAAAAUUGAUUGAAAAGGAACACGAAAAUGAAAAAAUUAGGGAAGAAAUAAACGAAAAGGAACGUGAAAUUGAUGAUUUUAUUCAAAAAUUGAUCGAGAGAGCUUAUGAAAAUGAAGAUAUUAUGCAAAAGUUAAACGAAAAAGAAUGUGAAAAUGAAGAUAAUAAACAAAAACUAAUUGAACAAGAACGUAAAAUUGAAGAAAAUAGACAACAACUGGUUGAAAAGCAACGUGAAAACGAGCAAAUGAGACAAGAAUUAAAUGAAAAGGAACUUGAAAAUGAAGAUUUCGUUCAAAAAUUAUUCGAUAAAACAGAUGAAAACGUCGAACUUAUUAAUAAAUUAAAUAAAAAGGGCCGUGAAAAUGAAUCAUGUUUACAAAAAUUGAACAAAAGUGAAGAAAGAAAUAAAGAAAUUACAGUAAAAUUAAAAAAAGUUGAAGAAAUCGCUUUAAAUAUCCUGGAUGAAUUAAAGAAUGAACAAGAGCAUAAAACAGAGGAAAAUGAAAAUUUUGUAAUCAGUUCAGUUCUCCUUGUUUGUUUAAAAGAUCAUAUACUAAGACUUAAAGACUAUGUUGUUAAUACAAUGGAUCUGGACAGUUACACAUCAGGAGGAAGGUUGGAGAUGGAAACAGAGUUAAAUGAUUUGUUAACAAAUCGAUGUGAACAAAACCAUUCGUUAUUAUUACGAAUGGUGGAACCUGAAUUGGAAUGCCCAAUUUGUAAUGAAUUAUUUGUUGAACCAGUUACAUUAAAUUGUACGCAUUCAUUUUGCAACUUUUGUAUUUUCCAAUGGCAAAAUACCCAAAAUAACUGUCCAGUUUGUCGUAAACAAGUUACAUCUCGAAUUCGAACAACUGUUAUUGAUGGUUUUCUAAACAAAAUGGUUGAAAGUUUAUCAGAUGAUAUGAAGAAAAGACGUUUAGAGUUAAUUCACGAACGAUCAAGUUCAUCUUAAGAAGGUAUGGAAUCAUUUUGACGAAUCUACUAAACUUUCCUCUACGAUUUUUUUCGAAAGUGCUGCGUUUUUUGAGUUAUCGUUCUCAAAAAGCGCAACAGGGAAUUUGUCGGACACUAU
Chrysoperla carnea is the source of this 2892-nucleotide messenger RNA. Its product is annotated as myb-like protein X. The record is from RefSeq and is a predicted model, not a curated record. The coding region runs from base 88 to 2772 and encodes 894 amino acids. NCBI's taxonomy places the organism in Eukaryota, Metazoa, Arthropoda, Insecta, Neuroptera, Chrysopidae. Gene Ontology annotation, biological process: proteasome-mediated ubiquitin-dependent protein catabolic process. The transcript is spliced from 3 exons. Gene Ontology annotation, molecular function: ubiquitin protein ligase activity; protein binding; metal ion binding.